GCCCGCUGCGGGCGCCUGCCCCCAGCAUGGCCUGGCAAGGCUGGCCUGCGCCGUGGCUGUGGGUCGCCAGCUGCGGGCUGCUGCUCCUCGUCCUGGUACUGCUCGCGAGCCCCCGCAGCUGCCGAGCGCGGCGGACCCUCCGCGGCCUGUUCAUGGCGCGUAGCAAGCGGCUGCUCUUCCGAAUCGGGUACAGUCUGUACACCCGCACCUGGCUCGGGUACCUCUUCUACCGCCAGCAGCUGCGCAGGGCUCGGAAUCGCUACCCCAAAGGCCACUCCAGAACCCAGCCCCGCCUCUUCAAUGGAGUGAAGGUGCUUCCCAUCCCUGUCCUCUCUGACAACUACAGCUACCUCAUCAUCGACACCCAGGCCCGGCUGGCUGUGGCUGUGGACCCUUCAGACCCUCAGGCUGUACAGGCUUCCAUUGAAAAGGAAGGCGUUACCUUGGUUGCCAUUCUCUGUACCCACAAGCACUGGGACCACAGUGGAGGGAACCGUGACCUCAGCCGGCGGCACCAGGACUGUCGAGUGUAUGGGAGCCCUCAGGAUGGCAUCCCCUACCUCACCCAUCCCCUGUGUCAUCAAGAUGUGGUUAGCGUGGGACGGCUUCAGAUCCAGGCUCUAGCCACCCCUGGCCACACACAAGGCCAUCUGGUCUACCUGCUGGAUGGGGAGCCCUAUGAGGGUCCCUCCUGCCUCUUCUCAGGGGACCUGCUCUUCCUCUCUGGCUGUGGACGGACCUUUGAGGGCACCGCAGAGACCAUGCUGAGCUCACUGGACACCGUGCUGGGGCUGGGGGACGACACUCUGCUGUGGCCUGGUCAUGAGUACGCAGAGGAGAACCUGGGCUUUGCAGGCGUGGUGGAGCCUGAAAACCUGGCCCGGGAGAGGAAGAUGCAGUGGGUGCAGAGGCAGCGGAUGGAACGCAAGAGCACGUGCCCAUCCACCCUAGGGGAGGAGCGUGCCUAUAACCCGUUCCUGAGGACCCACUGCCUGGUGCUGCAGGAGGCUCUGGGGCCAAGCCCAGGCCCCACAGGGGACGAUGGCUGCUCCCGGGCCCAGCUCCUGGAGAAGCUCCGCCAGCUGAAGGACCUCCACAAAAGCAAGUGACCCCAGCCCAGCCCAGCCCGCCCCCCAUGGUGGGGAGGCCACCCAUCACCACACCACACCAUCCCUCUCAUUGCUGCCAGCACCACCUCCAUCGGCCCAUCAGUGGGCACCACCCCCCAGCACUGGUCGGGGCAGAGGAGGGAUGAGGCGAUGAGACCCUGAGGCCGAGAGGAAGGGGGCUGAUCGAAGCCUUGGAGACUCUGUCGGGGGAGGCUGAGACAUCAAGGGCAGAGCUAAUUAGGAGGCUCCCCUCCUCACCUCCCUUUUCCCUGAGAUGGCAGUGAGGUCGUGGAGACCUCACUCACUGUGGCCCCUGGAAUCAGGCCGCAGGAGCCAUGAAUAGGUUGAAUCCAUCUUCCCCUUCCUCCCAUCCAGAAUGGGAAAGAAAGUCGCUCCCCCAAAGUCACCUGAGGUGUGAUGCCUUGGAGAAACUGUCACUCAGAGGGGCACCUGGGCUCUAGUUUCCCAAGACACUGCCCCUCCUCCCCCAGCCUCCCUGCCCAGUCCCAACCUGUCCCCCAUGAAGGCGUUUUUCAAACAGAGCCAUUUCUAAGCAAGAAGAAAGGGCUGGAAGCCUGGCUGUGGACAAUCUCUGCCUCGGUGACUCCCCUACAGCCUGGAAGGGACAGGGUCCUGGUUGCCAAGGAAACUUAACCUCAGGCUGAGGAGGCGCCAGGAGGCUGGGAUUGCAGCCCCCAGUCUUGCAGGUCACACACUCGGCACAGCUGGCCUGGCCCCGCCCAGUGGCCUCUACCCCUGCCCUGGGCCAGCAGGGUUGUUCCUUCCCAGGGGACAGACAGCUAUUGUCUGCCACGGCUGCCAUGGUUUUCUCAUUACGGUCCUUAUUCUUAGGAACUUCUGCUUUAUCCUCAACCCUUUCUGCUUUUAGUUAGUUAAGACAUUCAUCUGGCCCUCUGCAGUUUGCCAAGGACAUUCCCAUGUCAUUUCUCGUUUGGCCCCUGGCCCCAUCCUGGCGGGGGAAGGGGGUCUGCACAGCAGAGAGAUGAAAUCAAAAGCUGGACAGCUCUCAAGUCAGUGGCAGCUUCCAGGACCCUAGGCCUGGGCCCUUCCCCUCUGCUCAGCCCUCCUUCAACUCAGCCCUUCUGGCCUUGGGUCUACGUCCCUUUGGGGCCACAGUGAGGACCCUGAUGGUCCUCGAGCAAGCAUACCUUGGCUCAACCAGUAGCCUUCUCUUCCUGGGUCAAAGCCUUCCCUCAGACUCUGCUUACCUCUGGGGAGCCUCUGAGAUGCCCCCUGCCCUCAGUUUCCCCUCAUCAUCCUGCUGCUGCCUCCCUCUCCAGCCACAGCCUUUGGUACCAACUCUAGCAAUACCCCCAGGAUAGUUCCCCACCCCUCAAGACAUGCAGUUUCAUGCCUCUGUGCCUUCGCUCAUGCUGUUUCUUCAGACUGGAAUGCCUUUCCCCCCGCUCCUCCUGCCUUGUCUGCCUGGCAAACACCUAUUCAUCUCUCACAAUCCCCUACAAAGGCCCUCUCCUCCCGGAAGACCACCCCCAUACCCCUCCCCACCUCCAGGCUACCUCUGCUCUUUGUAAAUGCUUCUCUUGUGGCACUUAUCACACUGUAAUUUACUUGUUUACACGUUUGUCUCCCCUUCUAGACUGUGAACCCUUCAGGGCAUGGACUGUAUCUUAUGCAUCGCUGUAUUUCUGCGCCUAGCACGGUGCCUGGCACACAGUAGGCGCUCAAUAAAUGUUGAAUGAAAGAAUGAUUUAACCAAA
Molecule: messenger RNA, 2848 nt
Organism: Camelus dromedarius (Arabian camel)
Lineage: Eukaryota; Metazoa; Chordata; Mammalia; Artiodactyla; Camelidae
Product: PNKD metallo-beta-lactamase domain containing
Exons: 9
Coding region: 27-1109 (360 amino acids)
Cellular component (GO): mitochondrion
Molecular function (GO): hydroxyacylglutathione hydrolase activity
Source: RefSeq, a predicted model, not a curated record